Striga asiatica is the source of this 1360-nucleotide messenger RNA. Lineage: Eukaryota; Viridiplantae; Streptophyta; Magnoliopsida; Lamiales; Orobanchaceae. The record is from the annotation of a GenBank genome assembly.
CCCAUUUCAUAUAUUUUUUUAUUCUUUGACGUGAUUUCUCCCUUUCCUUAGUUGCUUGAAGCUCACAAAAUUUAGUUGCACUUUCCUUUGCAUUUCAACAUUCUCCGGUUAAGAAAGAUGUACUUGAGUUUGCAGUGAUUUAGAAGAUGAAUUUUAAGAAUGUCAAUGUUCCCAAGAUGCCUGGCGGGGGUGCAGUCUCUGCCUUAAUCAAACUGGGAGUUGUUGCAGGGCUUGGUGUAUAUGGAGUUUCUAACAGUCUCUACAAUGUUGAGGGAGGACACCGUGCUAUUGUUUUCAACCGUAUUGUUGGUAUCAAAGAUAAGGUCUAUCCUGAAGGGACUCACAUAAUGAUCCCAUGGUUUGAAAGGCCUGUCAUUUAUGAUGUCCGGGCUCGACCACAUCUAGUUGAGAGCACAUCAGGCAGUCGUGAUCUUCAGAUGGUCAAGAUUGGUCUUCGUGUUCUCACACGUCCUGUGCCCGACCAGUUGCCCACCAUUUAUCGAACUCUUGGUGAAAACUACAAUGAAAGAGUCCUGCCUUCAAUUAUCCACGAGACUCUGAAAGCUGUUGUUGCUCAAUACAAUGCAAGCCAGCUCAUUACCCAGAGAGAGCAUGUGUUAUCUUUCCUGAACAUUUUUUCUGCUCAUCAGAAUGUCAGUAGGGAAAUCAGGAAAAUAUUGACUGAGAGAGCUGCCUUCUUCAACAUUGCACUGGAUGAUGUGUCGAUUACGAGCCUGACCUUUGGAAGGGAAUUCACUGCCGCCAUAGAAGCUAAGCAGGUAGCUGCACAAGAAGCGGAGAGAGCCAAAUUUGUGGUCGAAAAGGCCGAGCAAGACAAGCGCAGUGCAAUUAUUAGAGCUCAGGGAGAGGCCAAGAGUGCCCAGCUGAUCGGUCAAGCUAUUGCCAACAACCCGGCUUUUAUCACGCUCAGGAGAAUCGAAGCAUCCAGAGAAAUUGCACACACACUUUCUGCUUCAAACAACAAGGUGUACUUGAACUCGGAUGAGCUUUUGUUGAACCUUCAGGAUCUCUCCUUGAAAGGUGGAAAAAACUGAAUGCUCAAGAUGAACCAGAUCUUUUGGGGGUGAGUUAAGGGAGUCUCAGACAUAAAACUUGAGCAGCAAUGCUUGUGAUGAGUGAGUAGUGGAUUCAGUAUGCUUUUGAUAAACCAACAUUGUGGGCAUCUGAAAAAUUCUCUAUCCUUUUGACUAUUUGGCACUGGUUCUUUUCAUUUAUGAUGGUGAUUUGCGGAUGUUUCUGUGCUUAAAUCUUGGAAUGUCUUGAUAUUGAUUUUUUUUUUGUUAUUUAGUCAUCUGCCAGUGCGUGAUUCAACGAGUCUGGAAUAUUUAAUAUGUUAAGA